This is a messenger RNA of Lepisosteus oculatus (spotted gar), 2927 nucleotides long. It is a transcript of the gene clpb, whose product is annotated as ClpB family mitochondrial disaggregase. Gene Ontology annotation, cellular component: mitochondrion; cytoplasm. NCBI's taxonomy places the organism in Eukaryota, Metazoa, Chordata, Actinopteri, Semionotiformes, Lepisosteidae. Gene Ontology annotation, biological process: cellular response to heat. The record is from RefSeq and is a predicted model, not a curated record. Gene Ontology annotation, molecular function: ATP binding; protein binding; ATP hydrolysis activity.
GGUUUCCGCUUUUCCUUAGUCUUAUUUCCUGUGUUGUAUUUCCUCCAUGCUUAAUGUCUCGGUGGAUAUUUAAAAUGAACGAAACGCAGCGCUGAUACAACGUCACACGUUUUAGAAUUAAAAAUACAAAUUACAGGCAUGAUGUUACGUUUCAUAGGCAUGGGGAUGUUCUCGGUUUCUAGGCCGAUGCUGGUCAGAUGCCGAAGGUGUUGUGAACUUCUCUCUCCUCAGAUGGGAAUGUUUAAUGCGACGAGACUGAACAGAACUGCUUCUGGGAGCGAAAAACAUCGCUGUUGCGACACUGAUCACAGCUUUGCCACUCUGACGUCCAGCCCGUCAAGGGAGACCAUGCUGAAUAGCGACUGGAAACUCAGAAAUGUCAGAAUGCGUCUGCAGGAUCAGAUACCGGCCACAAGGUGGAUCGCAAACCUUAGUAUCAGGCAGGCCUCGUAUUUGUGUGUCCACAGAGGGCGCUGCGACCACCGCUCUCAGGAAGGGAGAGGAGUUCCCCUGUGGAAACUCACGCCGGCUGUGAUCUCAAUGGCGGCGCUUGCGUACUGCCUUAAAAGGGGUUCCGAUCCAAAAGGAGACUCUUUGCUGGAAGCAGCCAGAUCCAAUAAUGUCCAGGAAGUCACAAGGCUGCUGGCUGAAGGGAUCGACCCCAACUACCGGCACCCACUGGGCUGGACUGCGCUGAUGGUGGCAGCCAUGUGCCAUCACCACAAUGUGGUGAAGGCGCUGUUAGCUGCAGGUGCAGAUCCAAACCUGGGUGAUGAGUUCAGCACCGUCUAUGACACCGCAAGGGAGAAAGGAAUCCAUUCUCUGGAAGUGCUGGUGACCCGUGAGGACGAGUUUAGUAGCCGACUCAAUAGCCGCGCCAGUUUCCGCGGCUGCAGCGCCCUGCACUACGCCGUGCUGGCCGACGACCUGCGGACUGUAAAGAUCCUCCUGGAGGCAGGUGCCAACCCCCUGCUGCCCAAUGAGAUAGGGCACACGCCACCCGCCUACGCCAAGGAGGGGGAGAUGGCAAAGCUGCUGAAGGACUGGGAAGGCAAGUUUCAGGAGGCUCAGCAGCGGCGGGAAGCCGAGGAGCGGAGACGGUUCCCCCUGGAGCGGAGACUGAGAGAGCACAUCAUUGGACAGGAAGGGGCCAUCAACACUGUUGCCGCAGCAAUUCGGAGGAAGGAAAAUGGCUGGUACGACGAAGAGCAUCCCCUUGUCUUCCUCUUCCUGGGCUCAUCUGGAAUUGGUAAAACAGAGCUAGCCAAACAAGUGGCCCGAUACAUGCACAAAGACGUCAAGAAGGGUUUCAUCCGAAUGGACAUGUCAGAGUUUCAAGAGAAACAUGAGGUGGCCAAGUUCAUAGGCUCUCCCCCCGGCUAUGUGGGCCAUGAGGAAGGUGGUCAGCUGACCAAGCAGCUCAAGCAGUGUCCCAAUGCGGUGGUGCUGUUUGACGAGGUGGACAAAGCCCAUCCUGAUGUGCUCACCAUCAUGCUGCAGCUCUUUGAUGAGGGAAGGCUGACCGAUGGGAAAGGGAAGACAAUUGAAUGCAAAGACGCUAUCUUCAUUAUGACAUCCAACGUGGCGAGCGAUGAGAUUGCCCACCAUGCUCUGCAGCUCAGACGUGAAGCCCAGGAAGUGAGCCGAAGGAGGCUUGCAGGGAAUCUUGAUGAUGUUCAAGUAAGUGACAAAAUCACCAUAUCCAAGCAGUUCAAGGAGAAUGUCAUUCGCCCUAUUUUGAAGGCACAUUUCAGGCGGGACGAGUUUCUGGGUCGGAUCAAUGAGAUUGUUUACUUCCUGCCUUUCUGCCACUCCGAGCUCAUCCAGUUGGUCAGCAAGGAGCUCAGCUUCUGGGCAAAGAAGGCCAAACAGAGACACAACAUCACUCUGCUGUGGGACCAGGAGGUGAUGGAUCUUCUGGCAGGAGGGUACAACCUGCACUACGGAGCCCGCUCCAUUAAACACGAGGUGGAGCGCCGAGUGGUGAACCAGUUAGCCGCGGCCUACGAACAGGAGCUGCUCCCGCGGGGCUGCACACUACGUCUCUCUGUGGACAGCUCUGUGGAGAGUGGCUCUGAGGGCCGGGGCCCCAGCCUGCGCCUGGAAAUAGUGGGAGACGACAGCACUUCCAAAAAACUGGACAUCCGACCCCCUCUUAACCCAGAGGAGCUGGCUUUCUCUCUGUGAUUUCUUAGGAGCUGCGUGAAGGAAGGAACAUUUCUGCACACUGAGAGCUUGCAGGUUCUGGUGAAACACUGAAGAAACAGUACAGGAAGAACCACAGGCUGUGUAGCCAACUUACAAGCAUGUUCGUGUGCGAAAGUUCCACUGAUAAAAUCACUGGGACAGAUUUCAUUUUCUUCCCAGAAAAAGAAAUGCAUCCAGCCCUCACCCAUGCUUGUAGACAGCGUAGGAAGCAGCAGCACUGUCACCAUUUCCAGCAGUGUGGUAGUGAUUUGGGCCUUCUGGAGCUCAACAAGAUGGGCCACCUAGUUUAUAAACUAGACGGCAGCUGCAAACUCAGUUUGAAUGAGUGUAGAGCCCCAGCACUUGGAGAAGAAUUUGAGGUUUCUUACUACAGCAAAAUAACAUUUAAAGAAAAAGAACUUCCCCAGUGAAACAGCACAAUCCACAGCCUACUCUCUAACAUGCUGUAUGAUGCUUUAUGUUUCCUGACCUUAUUUGGAAGAUAGAGAGACCAGCCAAUUGAAACUAUAUAAAGAUGAAGGGCACUGACACAGAAAUGUAGAGUUGACAAGAUGUAGAAUUAUUUCAUCAUAUAGUUGUCUAUUUUGAUUAUUAAUUUCACAGACAAUAUGAAAAAGAGCCUGUAGAAGUGGAGACAUUGUAAAGUACUUAAGAACUUGCUUCAGACUUGAAUCCCCUUGUCUUUGUAUUAGAGUGAAUAAACCUGCUUCUUCAAACUC